Diachasmimorpha longicaudata is the source of this 1536-nucleotide messenger RNA. It is a transcript of the gene Nemp, whose product is annotated as nuclear envelope integral membrane protein. Lineage: Eukaryota; Metazoa; Arthropoda; Insecta; Hymenoptera; Braconidae. The transcript has 7 exons. Gene Ontology annotation, cellular component: nuclear envelope. The coding region runs from base 126 to 1388 and encodes 420 amino acids. The record is from RefSeq and is a predicted model, not a curated record.
UUUGCCAAGGGUUUCCCGCUCUUUUUAGUAACAGCUGAUUGCAGCUGAUUCACAGACGCUUUUUUCGGAGCAGUCGAUCUUCGCGAAGGGUUUGAUUAUUUUCAAAUCGGAGACAAUCGGACACUAUGGGACUAUUCAAGCCGAGGAUCAAUGGAAUUUUAUUGAUUGUCAUUGUUCAUCAUACUCUUGCUCAAAUAGCGGGUGCUAAUUCCUUGCAUUAUUUAGAACCUGGGGAUUCAGUAGAAAAUACAAAACCUGGAUUACGAAUAUUCUGCCACAAUGCGAAGUCCAAAUACCUCAUUCACCUUUGGAGAACUUUAACGCUGAGUUUACAUACUGACUUGGAUACAUACGAGCUUUACGAUGGUAAGAGUCCCCCCGAGGUUGUGGAGAAACACGACCUCAGCCAACGAUCAUGGAGAUUUAAUUGGUUUGGUACAAAAAAGAGUAAGCAGAUGAAGAUGAAUCCUUUCGAGGACACUUGCAUCGGUGUCUACACACCCCCAGCCAAUAAUUAUCGUUACAAGAUGUCGAUGACAUUAACAAGUAUUGAUGUCUGGCGAUUAGCACUCACACUCGGAGGAACGCUUCUCUUCUGGUCUGCCCCAAAACUCAGUCGAAAUGCAUUAUUUUAUUACAUCACUGGAAUUACUCUGGGAGAUGCUUUUUCAGUACUUAUUCUUAUUUGGUUCAUCAGUAAAUUUUUUGGAAGGGGGAAAGCAAUGUACCUGAUAAUUGCCAGUGGUUGGACUCUAAGUACCUGGCUGGCAAACAUCCUCUGGGAGAACGCCCAAAUAAUUCUUUUGCAGUACAGAGAUUACGUUCUGUGGUAUCUACUGACUACUUCGUUCAUCAGUUUUAUUAUAUGCUAUCGGAUUGGACCGGUAACUAACACAAGAACAAAAAACAUUAUCCAGUGGUUUCUUCAGGGUUCAGGACUACUUAUGAUAUAUUUUAGCAGCUAUUUUCAUGAAGCUUCUACGGGCAUUUGUGUUCUCAUAAUUAUUCUCUAUAAUUUUCCAAUCGUUGUCUUCCAGAAAGGAAAAGUUUACUGUCAGAUAUUGAUACUGAGAUCAUACUUAAAUUAUAAUUCAAUCAGGAACUCGAUGUUUCCCGAACGUCGAAGAUUACUAACAGAAGACGAGUACAGAGAACAGGGUAUUAAAGAAACUAAAAAGGCACUAGGAGAGUUGAAGAAAUAUUGCUCGAGUCCAGAAUGUAGUCCCUGGAAAACAGUAUUGAGAUUAAAAGAUCCCAUAAGGUUCGCCCAAUUUAUGGAGGGUUCACCUCAUCUCUCUUCCGAUGAGCGUUACGAACACGAUGUAGAACUCACAAAACUCAUCGAGGAGUGCGAAUACACUGAGGAUGAGGACGAUGACGACUACUGAAUAGUUAUAAAUAAAUUCAAUCAUUGUGCUGUCAUACAGCGAAUCAACUCAUUUUGUAUAUACCUUUGCCACGUUUCGUUAUGCCAUAUUAUGAAUUGUAUUUUCUUAAUACUGAGAGAAAGUUUUGAAAAUAAAGUAAUUUGUGACA